CCUCUGCAACCUUUCCACUUGACAAUUCUGCUGGACGUCAUGCUUCGUAUCGCCACCCGUCAGACAGCCCGUCAUGCUCUCCUAGCGCGUUCUGCAUCAACGCUCAUCUUUCAUUCAUCCCCCUCCCUCCCUCAAUUCUCCGAAUCCGUUACUCAACAACAACGCCGAUAUGCAUCCAAGAAAUCCAAGGCCAGGUCCACGGAUGCCUUCGUGCCCGGUUCGAAGCAAGUCAUCGCAGACGAAGCCGCACGCGCAGAAUAUGAGAAGGCGACCGAGCGUAUGAACUCAACCGUGGAAUGGUUCCGUCGCGAAACUGCGACGCUUGAGACGCGCGCCAUUGGCCGUGUCACGCCCGCGUUGCUCGCGCCUGUACGCGUGCGCGUCAAGGGCUCGUCGGAACCCGCGCGUCUGGAGUCUGUCGCAACUGUCGGCGUGCGGGAUGGCUCGACGCUUGUCAUAACCGCCUUCGAAGAGGAGUCUAUGAAAGCUAUCGAACAAGCACUUUACGAUGCAAAACUGCCAAGCAUUGUUCCUCACCGGCACGACAGCAUGACCAUUCGGAUACCCAUUCCCAAACCGACCGUUGAGUCACGCAAUGCCCUCUAUACUUCCGCUGCACGUCUUGCCGAAGAUGGACGCGGCCAAAUUCGCAAGCAUCAGCAAACGAGCGUCAAGAAAGGAAAAUAUGAGAAGGACUCCGUGGAAAUAGAGGAGUUCCAAAAGCUCGCGAAAGGCAAAAUUGCCGAGGUCGAUGCCAUCCUCGCACAAAUGAAGAAAGCCACGGGUUCGAAAUAGAAACGAACUUCGGCUGUUUGCAACUUAUCUUGUUAUAUUGCUCAAUGUCACGUAGAACCUAUAUCCCCAAUCGCACCUCAUUAUCGC
Molecule: messenger RNA, 882 nt
Organism: Coniophora puteana RWD-64-598 SS2
Lineage: Eukaryota; Fungi; Basidiomycota; Agaricomycetes; Boletales; Coniophoraceae
Product: ribosome recycling factor
Exons: 4
Coding region: 40-795 (251 amino acids)
Biological process (GO): translation
Cellular component (GO): mitochondrion
Molecular function (GO): ribosomal large subunit binding
Source: RefSeq, a predicted model, not a curated record